Rattus rattus (black rat) is the source of this 2135-nucleotide messenger RNA. It is a transcript of the gene Acod1, whose product is annotated as aconitate decarboxylase 1. Bases 96 to 1661 code for a protein of 521 amino acids. The transcript is spliced from 5 exons. Lineage: Eukaryota; Metazoa; Chordata; Mammalia; Rodentia; Muridae. Gene Ontology annotation, molecular function: lyase activity. The record is from RefSeq and is a predicted model, not a curated record.
AUGACUGUGUAUAAAGGCACCCGGCCACUCAAGGCACACAGCCAGCAACUGAUCCUACCAUUCACUCCUGAGCCAGAGGUACCUUCCAAAGCAUCAUGAUGCUCAAGUCUGUCACAGAGAGCUUUGCCAGUAUGAUUCACGGCUUGAGAGUGGGCCACCUGACAGAUGGCGUCAUUCAGCGGAGCAAGAGGAUGAUCCUGGACUCUCUGGGCGUUGGUUUCCUGGGGACAGGCACGGAAGUGUUCCAUAAUGUCACCCAAUAUAGUAAAAUCUACAGUUCCAACACCUCCAGCACCGUUUGGGGUCGACCAGACUUCAGGCUCCCUCCCACAUAUGCUGCUUUUGUUAACGGUGUCGCUAUUCACUCCAUGGAUUUUGAUGACACGUGGCACCCUGCCACCCACCCUUCCGGGGCUGUCCUACCUGUGCUCACAGCUUUAUCGGAAGCCCUGCCUCAGACGCCAAAGUUUUCUGGCCUUGACCUGCUGCUGGCGUUCAACGUUGGUAUUGAAGUACAAGGACGAUUGUUGCACUUCUCCAAGGAGGCCAAGGACAUACCAAAGAGGUUCCAUCCUCCCUCUGUGGUGGGGACUCUGGGAAGUGCUGCUGCCACAUCCAAGUUUUUGGGGCUCAGCUUAACAAAGUGCCGUGAGGCCUUGGCUAUUGCUGUUUCCCAUGCCGGGGCGCCCAUAGCAAAUGCUGCCACUCAGACUAAGCCCCUUCAUAUCGGCAAUGCAGCCAAGCAUGGGAUGGAAGCCACCUUUCUGGCAAUGCUGGGCCUCCAAGGAAACAAACAGAUCUUGGACCUGGGGUCAGGGUUUGGCGCCUUCUAUGCCAACUACUCCCCCAAAGACCUUCCAAGCCUGGAUUCUCACAUCUGGCUCUUGGACCAGCAGGACGUGGCCUUUAAGAGCUUCCCGGCACAUCUGGCUACCCACUGGGUGGCAGACGCAGCCGCAGCUGUGAGAAAGCACCUCGUGACUUCAGAAAGAGCCCUGCUUCCUGCUGACCACAUCGAGAGAAUCAUGCUCAGGAUCCCUGAUGUCCAGUACGUAAACAGGCCCUUCCCGGACUCAGAGCAUGAAGCCCGUCAUUCCUUCCAGUAUGUGGCCUGUGCCAUGCUGCUCGACGGUAGCGUCACUGUCCCAUCCUUCUAUAGCCAGAAGGUCAACAGGCCUCAGGUGAAAGAGUUGCUCAAGAAGGUGGAACUGGAACAUCCUCCCGACAACCUGCCGAGCUUCAACACGCUCUACUGUGAAAUAAGCAUCACUCUAAAGGAUGGAACCACUUUCACCGAGCGCUCUGACACCUUCUAUGGUCACUGGAGGAAACCACUGAGCCAGGAGGAUCUGCACAAGAAGUUCCGCCUCAAAGAUUCUAGGCGAGGACACAGUAGAAAGCCUUAUAAAGGUAGUAGAAAAACUAGAAGACCUAGAAGACUGCACCACGCUAACCAGACUUCUGAAAGGACCCUCUGUCCAAGACGAGGCUUCCAAACUAUCCAGCAUAUUCUCAUUCCAUCACACAAGUUUGCCCAAGUUUACCAAUAUCUAAACAAGGUUGCAAUGGAAGAGAUACAAUGUUUUAGUUUACUGCUCCAUAUGCCCAGCCAUGAAUGCAGCAAGGUGGAUAGUCCAGAAACAAGAGAGAAGUGUAUUUAGAAGGAGUCUUGUCCUAUAAGUUUGGUAGAAACCAGUCCUACCACCUUUAAACAACGCAGGAUCUGAUGUGUAUUCACAAGGGUUAAAGUCUAAGUCACCUGUUGUCUGCUUAUAAUCUUUUCUGAGGAAUUAUUUAUUAGCUCCGGGAACUUCAUAGAUGUAGAGGAAUGUGCAUGUGGCUGGCUGCAGAGGGAGCAAGCUUGGUCUACCCACCAAUUAUCCAGAGAGGGUGGGUACUGCCCAACCCUCCUCUCUGCAAUGGCUGGUUUGAGGGAGUGGCAGGCACCUUGUAUUCUUCCACAUAUAGCCUUGAAUCCUUCUGCUUCAGCUUCUCUUCUGCAGAGAUAAGACAAUCUGAGCUGCAGCAGGGAAGGCUUAAGACCCAUAGUUUCACUCUUUCUAUGAAUUAGUCUGUUACCUCAAAAAUUAUUUUGAGAAAAUUUGAGAAGUUGGAGACAAUAAAAAUGAAAGGGG